AUGUGGCAACGCCGCAGGUGCUUUUCCCCUCCACCUCGUUCCCCUCCAGGGGAGCCACUGGUGACCGCUGCCAAUGCCUGCAGGUCGAGCACGGAGCUGCGCAAAGAGAAAUCCCGGGAUGCGGCGCGCAGCCGGCGCAGCCAGGAGACCGAGGUGCUGUACCAGCUGGCACACACGCUGCCCUUCGCGCGCGGGGUCAGCGCCCACCUGGACAAGGCCUCCAUCAUGCGCCUGACCAUCAGCUACCUGCGCAUGCACCGCCUCUGCGCCGCAGGGGAGUGGAGCCAGGUGGGAGAGCCACUGGAUGCUUGCUACCUGAAAGCCCUGGAGGGCUUCGUCAUGGUGCUCACUGCUGAGGGAGACAUGGCUUACCUCUCAGAGAACGUCAGCAGGCACCUGGGCCUCAGCCAGCUGGAGCUCAUUGGACAUAGCAUCUUUGAUUUCGUCCAUCCCUGUGACCAGGAAGAGCUGCAGGAUGCUCUGACACCCCCACAGAACCUGUCCAAGAAGAAGCUGGAGGCCUCCACACAGCGCUGCUUCUCACUGCGGAUGAAGAGCACCCUCACGAGCCGCGGGCGCACCCUCAACCUCAAGGCAGCCACCUGGAAGGUCCUGCACUGUUCUGGACACUUGAGAGUCUACAAGCCCCCUGCACAGACCUCCCCCGCCAGGAGCCCCCGCCGCGAGCCUCCAAUGCAGUGCCUGGUGCUCAUCUGUGAUGCCAUCCCCCACCCAGGCAGCCUGGAGCCCCCCUUGGGCCGCGGGGCCUUCCUCAGCCGGCACAGCCUGGACAUGAAGUUCACCUACUGCGACGAGAGGAUCGCCGAAGUGGCGGGCUACAGGCCCACUGACCUGAUCGGCUGCUCGGCCUACGAGUACAUCCAUGCUCUGGACUCGGACGCGGUGGGCCAGACCAUCCAUACCUUGCUGAACAAGGGCCAGGCUGUCACUGGCCAGUAUCGCUUCCUAGCCCGAAGCGGCGGCUACCUGUGGACCCAGACGCAGGCCACAGUGGUGUCAGGGGGCCGGGGCCCCCAGUCUGAGAGCAUCGUCUGCGUCCACUUCCUGCUCAGCCGGGUGGAAGAGACCGGAUUGGUGCUGUCCCUGGAGCAAACGGACCGACCCUCUCGCAGACCCCUACAGCGGGGCACCCCCUCUCAGAAGGACACCCCUAAUCCUGGGGACAGCCUUGAUAUCUCCAGCCCCCGGAUCCUGGCCUUCCUGCACCCGCCUGCCCUGAGCGAGGCCGCCUUGGCCGCUGACCCCCGCCGUUUCUGCAGCCCGGACCUCCGUCGCCUCUUGGCACCCAUUCUUGAUGGUACUUCAGGGGCUGCCACCCCCAGUGCACCCCCAGCUGCCUGGCGCCCCCAGAGCCCUCUUGCGGCAGAUCUUCCCGAUGAGCUGCUCGUGGACAUGGAAAAUGCACACAAGCUCCUGGUCUUAGGAAGAGAUCUCGAGGCAGUGGAGACAGACCUAGAUAUAGCUCAGGACAGUGACGAUGCUCUGGCCCUGGAAAUGCUGGCUCCCUACAUCUCCAUGGACGACGACUUCCAGCUCAACUCCAGCGAGCAGACCCCCAUGGCCUGUCGCAGACUUCGGGGGGCCGUGCCCCGGCCUCGCGCCCAGAGUUUCCAUGGCCCAUCGCCUGCAUCCCCCGAGCCCUCCCUGCUGCCCCGCUGGGGGAGUGACCCUCGGCUGAGCUGCUCCAGCCCUCCCCGAGGGAAGCCCCUUAUGGCUGGUGCCCGGAAGAGAGCUCUGGCCGGGAGCAUAGACGAUGAUGAGGAGCUGUUGGGAGUGAGACCCCCGAAGCGAUCCCCUAGCUUAGAACCUGAAGCCUUCCUGUUGCCGCCACUCAGCCUGAGCUUCCUUCUGACAGGAGGACCAGCUCUGGGCAGCCAACCUGCUCCUGGUACCCCUCUCCUGGAACUCAACGAGUCCCUGGGUUCAGCCUCCCCGCUGCUCUCUCUGUACCCCGGUGACAACACCGCCCAGCCCCGGAGCCACUUCGAGCCAGCGGCAGGCUUGGCCCAGGCCAACUGAGUCAGCGCCUCCCCAUCUCUCCUCCCCUCCUCCUCCUGGCCAAGAAAGGAUCUCAACCACACUCCAAGUCAGCAGCCAAGACACAGGAUGGGCUGUCGGGGGCGAAGGGAGACUCCCACUCUCUCCUCUCAGCGACCCCACCCACCUCAGGCCUACCUCAGCCCCCACCCCUCCAGCCACUCCCAUCUUGGAGGGCUCUUCGGGGUGGUUUCAGCUCAGUGACCUCUGGGAGAGGGGCUGUGGCCCGCUCCUGCUUCUCUCAGGAUUUCCCAUGGGGGUCCCCAUACCGGUUACCUCAUCCAUUUCCGCCCCACUCCUGGCUUUAUUUUGGGUAAUUGGGGGUGGGGAGGUGGGGGGGUUGGGUCCGUGUCUCUGCAUUCUGGGACAUCGGGCUAACAUCCACCAUCCCCUUUUCAUUUUUACCCCUCUCUUUCCUUACCAAUUUUCAUUGUUUCCACGAGAUG
This is a messenger RNA of Sorex fumeus (smoky shrew), 2504 nucleotides long. RefSeq names its product hypoxia inducible factor 3 subunit alpha (gene HIF3A). Gene Ontology annotation, biological process: regulation of transcription by RNA polymerase II; cellular response to hypoxia. The transcript is spliced from 14 exons. The coding region runs from base 1 to 2040 and encodes 679 amino acids. The record is from RefSeq and is a predicted model, not a curated record. NCBI's taxonomy places the organism in Eukaryota, Metazoa, Chordata, Mammalia, Eulipotyphla, Soricidae. Gene Ontology annotation, molecular function: DNA-binding transcription factor activity, RNA polymerase II-specific; RNA polymerase II transcription regulatory region sequence-specific DNA binding; protein dimerization activity.